AUGGUGCAACUUGCAGGCCAAACUCGUGACUACCCAUCCAACUCUCCUCCCUCAGCCCUUCACGGAUGGCUCAGACGUCUACGCGGGCUUCUCACGUUCAACAGUUCCGUCUUGCAUGAAGGUAAAGAUGAGAUACACGAUGCGCGUAUCUGGCGAGCGUACAGGCGAAGCGUACGUAGACGAAUACGCGGACCACUUCCAGAAGAACGGCGCAAGAAACGUGUAGGAGAAAGGGAAGAAUCGCCGUACAGACCUAACGACAUCGAACGGUAUUACCGUACACCAUUCGAGCGUGUUCUAGGGAUACAUCACAUUCAUCAACAUAAUCGUCCAGAACCUCCAAGGCCUGAGACCCGAACUCCACAAUUUGAACCAUAUAAUACCCUCAAAGCACAUUACAGGCAUAGGCAAAUUGGUACACUCGGUGAUCGAAUUUUGUAUACUCCUCGUUCUCAGCCUGAUCCACCACCGCCCAAACCUGAGCCCGGACGUGUUAUACCUGCUACUACUCCGCUUGUAAUCAUACCUGGCAGUUCGAAGGUGAAGAAGAAAUAUACGUAUGGGUAUUAUACGUGA
Fomitiporia mediterranea MF3/22 is the source of this 576-nucleotide messenger RNA. RefSeq lists its product as uncharacterized. The transcript is spliced from 3 exons. Bases 1 to 576 code for a protein of 191 amino acids. The record is from RefSeq and is a predicted model, not a curated record. Lineage: Eukaryota; Fungi; Basidiomycota; Agaricomycetes; Hymenochaetales; Hymenochaetaceae.